ACGGCUUCACCUUUAUCCAUGCACGUGUGUCUGCGUGUUGCACGGAUCGUUCGAUUUUUGGCGCACAAUUAGGUAAUUUCUGGAAGUUAUUUUAAGAUCGGUGCUCGAAGGAAGCACAGCGAAAACGAAGAAUUGAAUGAUAUAUAUUAUCGCUUAUUCUAAACACUAACAAUGCCGUCCGACGCAAAAAAGAAACAACAGCAGAAGAAAAAGGAGGCGGCUAAGGCUAGACAGUCUGGAAAAAAACCACCUCAAUCUGCAGCUCAGACAAAAACCACAGAAGAUGGUAAAGAGUCCAGCCCUGGUGUGGGAGUCAUUCAGAAUGGAACCAAUGGAGCUCCCAUCAGUGCAGAAGAGGCUCUAUGUUUGAAGUUGGAGGCAGAUGCUAGACUCAACGCAGAAGCACGUUCAUGUACAGGAUCAUUGGCUUCGCAUCCACGUAGUAGAGAUAUAAAGAUAUCUAAUUUUUCUAUCACUUUCCAUGGCUGUGAAUUGCUGCAGGACACUAUGUUGGAGUUAAAUUGCGGUAGACGUUAUGGCUUACUUGGACUUAAUGGCUCUGGAAAGUCUACUUUGUUAGCUGUACUUGGAAAUCGUGAAGUUCCUAUUCCUGAACAGAUUGAUAUCUUUCAUUUGACUAGAGAAAUGCCUGCUAGCAAUAAAACAGCUUUAGAGUGUGUGAUGGAAGUUGAUGAAGAGCGUAUUCGGUUAGAAAAACUUGCUGAGGAACUGGUAGAAUGUGAUGAAGAAGAUGCUCAGGAGCAACUUAUGGACGUCUAUGAAAGGUUAGAAGAUAUGACUGCUGAUACAGCAGAAGCUCGUGCUGCUCACAUUUUACAUGGUUUGGGUUUCACCGCAAAGAUGCAGAAAACGCCUACUAAGGACUUCUCUGGAGGUUGGCGAAUGAGGAUUGCUCUUGCUAGAGCUUUAUAUGUGAAACCUCACUUGUUGUUACUUGAUGAGCCUACCAAUCAUUUAGAUCUUGAUGCUUGUGUAUGGUUGGAGGAAGAGUUAAAAACAUACAAAAGAAUUCUGGUGAUCAUUUCUCAUUCUCAAGAUUUCCUUAAUGGCAUUUGUACAAAUAUCAUUCAUGUUAAUAAGAAACAGUUAAAGUAUUACACUGGUAAUUACGAAGCCUUUGUUAAGACAAGAAUGGAGUUGUUGGAAAAUCAAGCAAAACAGUAUAAUUGGGAGCAAGAUCAGAUUGCUCAUAUGAAAAAUUACAUUGCACGAUUUGGUCACGGAUCCGCAAAAUUAGCGAGACAAGCACAAUCUAAGGAAAAAACUUUGGCAAAAAUGGUGGCACAAGGUCUUACAGAGAAAGUUGUUAACGAUAAAGUAUUGAACUUCUAUUUUCCUUCUUGUGGAACUAUUCCACCUCCUGUUAUAAUGGUACAGAACGUCAGUUUUCGUUAUAACGAAGAUUCACCUUGGAUUUAUAAGAACUUGGAAUUCGGUAUAGAUUUGGACACCAGAAUUGCAUUGGUUGGUCCAAAUGGUGCUGGAAAAAGUACUCUUUUAAAACUACUGUACGGAGAUUUAGUUCCAACAAGCGGCAUGAUACGUAAGAACAGUCAUUUACGGAUUGGAAGAUAUCAUCAACAUUUGCACGAACUACUAGAUUUAGAUAUGUCACCUUUAGAUUACAUGAUGAAAGCUUUCCCGGAUGUUAAGGAACGUGAAGAGAUGAGGAAGAUUAUUGGUCGUUACGGAUUAACGGGUCGUCAACAGGUGUGUCCAAUACGCCAAUUAUCUGAUGGCCAACGAUGUAGAGUGGUAUUUGCAUGGCUUGCUUGGCAAGUACCUCAUUUGCUUCUUCUUGACGAACCUACAAAUCAUUUAGAUAUGGAAACAAUCGAUGCAUUAGCUGACGCUAUAAAUGACUUUGACGGUGGAAUGGUUCUAGUGUCUCACGAUUUCAGAUUAAUUAAUCAGGUUGCAGAAGAAAUUUGGGUUUGUGAAAACGGAACCAUUACAAAAUGGAGUGGAAAUAUUAUAGACUAUAAGGAGCAUCUUAAAAACAAAGUUCUUAACGAUAACCAAAAGAGGCAGAAAGAUCUACAUAGAAGCAAAUAAUGUAAACAAUAGUAUCUUUUUCCAUUUUACUGUCCCUCUAUUAUGGCAACUUAUCUCUUCCCUUUUUUUGGACAUUUUUUCGCAUCUGACACUGAGUUCGCGCUGCUGUGUAGCGUCAGAUCAGUGAUUGAGAAUUUCUUAGUUAAUUUAUUUAAAUGGUACAGCAAGUCUCUCUGUGACAACAUAUAAAAUUAAUGCUAGGUAUUGAACGUCAAUCAUGUACUGGAAGAAAUAUAAAUUGGAUACAUACAUACGUAAAUACAUAACACACACACACUCAACACACGUACGCAUAAAUUAUUACAGAGUAUAACAGAAAUAAAACACGUUUAAAUAUUAUAUAAACACGAAAAAUACUCAAUUUUUCUCUUACAGUUCUACUUUAUUAUAAAUUCCUAUUUAUCUAUAAAUUAAUUUGAUUCUCGUAGAUAUAAAAAAUAUAUGUGUAUAAACAGUUAUAAAUACCUAAUAUAGUUGACAAAAUGACAUCAUUCUCGAAAUAUAAUUUUCAUCUCAGGUAUAUAUAAAAAUACUCUGAUCUAGUAUUAAAGGAAGACUAAAAGAUCGCGUAUAUCCAUAUCACAAAAUGUCUCUGGUGUUCUUUAUCGUGAAAAUAUUUGAACAUAUAUAAAUAUAUAUCCUACGAUAUUUUUUAAUACGUCACGAACAUAAUGUACGCAUUUUUGUAACAAUUAUGAUUGCAUAACAUGUAAAACACAAAAUAUUGUCAGUAGAAAACGAAGUUGCACUGUUGGGUUUUGGACCUUCACGUAAUAAAAAAGAUACAUAAUA
This is a messenger RNA of Megachile rotundata (alfalfa leafcutting bee), 2868 nucleotides long. Its product is annotated as ATP-binding cassette sub-family F member 2. NCBI's taxonomy places the organism in Eukaryota, Metazoa, Arthropoda, Insecta, Hymenoptera, Megachilidae. Gene Ontology annotation, molecular function: ATP binding; ATP hydrolysis activity. The record is from RefSeq and is a predicted model, not a curated record.